Messenger RNA from Arachis stenosperma, 1432 nucleotides. RefSeq names its product probable calcium-binding protein CML48. The record is from RefSeq and is a predicted model, not a curated record. The transcript has 5 exons. Gene Ontology annotation, molecular function: calcium ion binding. Bases 161 to 1021 code for a protein of 286 amino acids. Lineage: Eukaryota; Viridiplantae; Streptophyta; Magnoliopsida; Fabales; Fabaceae.
GUGACUGAUUGGGUGUAAUGGUGUAUAGCACGCGUGGGCAUGAGGAAAUGAAGAAGAAAUAGUGUGCGAGGAGAGAGGGGAAAGUGAAGCGAAGAAAGUCGGUUUAUGAUUUGUGAAAGAAGCUAAACUGAGGUGAAUUCUGUGCGCGGUUUCUACAUCCAUGUCUAACUACGGCAGAUACGAUCCCCAUUCGCCCUACGCUCCUUCGGCACCAUCCUUACCUGAAAACCACCCUCCCUAUUCCACUUCUUCUUCUUCCGCUGCUGCUCCUCCUCCUCCUUCAAAUUACCAAUAUGCCCCUCACACCGCUACUCCUCCUCCGCCACCUUCAACCUACAACACCUAUGGCACCACCGCUACUGCUGCUGCUGCCACUGCUUAUGAUCAUGGUUCCACCUACCACGGGGCUGGGACUGCAUAUGGCCAAGCUCCAUCAUCUGCGUAUCCUCCUCCUCCUUCGUCUUCACAUGGCUACUCCGCUUUCCCACCAGGGACGCACCCCGAUGUCAUUAGGAGCUUUCAGAUGGCCGACACAGAUCGAAGCGGCUUCAUCGAUGAGGCGGAGUUGCAGCGGGCUCUUUCUUCUGGAUACCAGAAAUUCAACAUUAGAACUAUCCGUCUCCUCAUGUUUCUCUUCAAGGAUCCUACUCAGCCUCCGAGAAUUGGGCCAAAGGAAUUUGCAGAAAUCUGGAAUUGCAUUGCUCAUUGGCGAGGCAUAUUUGAGAGAUAUGAUAAAGAUAGAAGUGGGAAGAUUGAUCCACUAGAGCUAAGAGAUGCUCUGUAUGGUAUUGGCUAUGCAAUACCAGGCACAGUUCUACAGCUGCUGCUUGCCCAGUAUGGUGAUGGAAAUGUUAAGAGGGUUGAACUCGGAUUUGAUAGUUUUGUUGAGUGCGGGGUAAUUAUCAAGGGUCUGACUGAAAAGUUUAAGGAGAAGGACAAACGUUAUACUGGUUCAGCCAAACUUUCAUACGAUGAGUUUAUGGCUAUGGUCAUUCCAUUCCUUGUAGCAUAUGAUGAUUGAGAAGCUUGUCAUGUGCUGCUCUUCAAGAGUUUAUAGUUUUUCUUCUCCAAUAGAAUGUUUUACAAGUUUGAUAGUCGAGGAAUUUCUUAAAGGUGUAAUGCUUUGUUAUAUAGAUAUUGUUCGGAACAAGUUAGUUUCAGCUGUAAUAGUAUAAUAGAUAAUCCGCAAGUAUAAGUAAAAUCCUUUUGUAUAUUCGAAUUUUUUAUUUAUUUUAAAGUCAAUAUUAACUUAUUAACAUCAUUUCUAAUCGAAAUUGAGACAUCUCGUGACCAAGACUUUCGAACAAAUCUCAUUAUGUAAUUACAGGUUGGAGUUUUAGUUGGCACUUGGCUGCAUUUGCUCAAGCAAUCAAGCCUGUCAAGUGAGUUGCUUCUUGUGUUUCUUUAUUUUGGCUGCAUAUUGAUUAGUAGU